AUGCCUGGCGUGUACGGCGGCGACGAGAUCAAUGCGAUUGUGCUCGACCCUGGAACGUCGCUGUUCCGGGGUGGCUGGGCCGGUGAGGACCAGCCUCGGGCGCUUUUCCCGUCGCACUACGGCUGGCUUCCGAUGAACGACGAGGACCGCAAGCUGGCGGCGGACAGCGCGCCUGCCGCGUCGAACGGCGACGUGUCCAUGGCCGAGGCUGACGAGCCUGCGGCGGCGAAGCCGUCACUCCCUCGUGGUGUGUCGUACGAUACUGGGCGCGAGCGCAAGCGCUUUGUGGGCGACGCGGGUGUGUCGUACUGGCGCAGUGGCCUCGAGAUCGACACGCCGUUUGACGAGGGCAUUGUGCGCGACACGUCUGCGUUCGAGGCGCUGUGCAGCCAUGCGAUGGACGUGCUGUCGGUGGACGCCAGCGAGAACCCGCUGCUCUUGACCGAGCCCCCGACGAACCCCAAGUCGGUGCGUGCGUCGAUGGCGGAGGUCGCGUUCGAGGGCCUGAACGUGCCUGCAUUCUACCUCGCGAACCGCACCGUGCUAAGCUCCUUUUCGAGCGGCCGCCCUACGUCGCUGGUGGUCGACGUCGGCGCGUCGCACAUUUCGGCGAUCCCCGUGGUCGACGGUUUUGUUUUGCGCAAAGGCAUUCAUACGCAGCCGAAUGGCGGCGACUCGGUCUCCCGUGCCCUGCUCUGGGAGCUGACGCAUGGCCAGGGCGACAAAAACAUGCACGGGUGGCUCUCGGACAGUUUGAUUCCCCAGUACCUCGUCAAGUCCAAGUCGCCGGUUGACCCCGGCAUGCCCCCUCACUGCACGCUGCGCGACGACCGUCUGCAGCACACGGCCAAGUCGUUCCGUGCCUACCACACGAUGCGCCUUUUGGACGACAUGAAAGAGGCUCUGUGCCAGAACCUCGAGGCGCCGUGGGACGCGGCGCAGGCCGCGGCGCGCCCGACCAAGAUGUACGAGUUCCCAGACGGGUACAACGAUGCAUACGGCACGCUGCGCUUCAAGGCGCCCGAGACGGUGCUCACGCCGUCGCUGUACACGGCCUCGCCCGAGGUGCUUCCGCCCCGCGAGCAGGGCUACGUCGGCCUUACCGAGAUGAUCCUGAACGCGGCCAAGUCGGUGGAUGUCGACUCGCGCGCGGCCAUGUUUAGCAACAUUGUGUGCGUCGGCGGCGGCUCGUUUGUGCCGGGCUUUAUCGACCGCCUGAGCUACGAGCUGAGCGUCGCUGCGCCGAGCCAGCGCAUCAAGAUCCACUCGCCGGGCAACUACACCGAACGCCGGCACUCUACGUGGCUCGGUGGCAGUAUCCUUGCGAGUCUCGGCACCUUCCACCAGCUCUGGAUCAGCAAGCAAGAGUACGAGGAGCACGGCAGCGCCAUUGUCCACGCCCGGUGCAAGUAG
Molecule: messenger RNA, 1413 nt
Organism: Malassezia japonica
Lineage: Eukaryota; Fungi; Basidiomycota; Malasseziomycetes; Malasseziales; Malasseziaceae
Gene: ARP4
Product: NuA4 histone acetyltransferase subunit
Exons: 1
Coding region: 1-1413 (470 amino acids)
Biological process (GO): chromatin remodeling; regulation of transcription by RNA polymerase II
Cellular component (GO): SWI/SNF complex; NuA4 histone acetyltransferase complex
Molecular function (GO): chromatin binding
Source: RefSeq, a predicted model, not a curated record